AAAAAAAAAGGAAGAGAAGAAAACGAACCUCCGCGAGCUCCUCCACAAGUUUCCUCCCUCCCUCCUAUCCAUGGCCGCUGCGACCGCGCUCCAUUCCCACUCCCUCCACUCUCUCUCCUCCCUCUCCCUCCCUUCGCCCUCCUCGCCGGGCCACGCGCCGCCGUCCCUCUGCGCCUGCUGCGACGCCGCGGUGCGCAACCUCCACCAGCACUCGCCGCUGGUCCCCGCGCUCAUCGGCUCCUGCCGCUCCGAGCUCAGGCCGCUCCACUCGGCGGGCGACCUGCUCGUCCACCCUCUCCUGCUGUUCGGCGGGUUCGACCGGACGCUGGACACGCAGACCGUGCUCGCCACCGCGAGUGUGCUGGCCGCCAUUGCUCUCUCUCUGUUCCUCGGUCUCAAGGGCGAUCCUGUGCCUUGCGACCGAUGCGCUGGCAAUGGUGGCACAAAAUGUGUUUUCUGCGAGGAUGGAAAGAUGAAGCAGGAAACAGGCUGGGUUGACUGCAAAGUAUGCAAGGGAGCAGGAUUGAUUUUCUGCAAGAAGUGUGGGGGUUCUGGAUAUUCUAGACGUCUAUAAGGUGUAAUUAGACAUUUUAUUUUUUCUCUUGUUUCAGUUCCCUUAUUUAUUAAAAAGAUUUUACCAGGACAUUCUUCUCUGUCACUCUUCUUUUGGCCCAUGAGAAUCUGCCGUGAGGGAGAGCUGGUAAAUGAAUGAAGUUUGUAAAGUCUAAUACCAUUUCGCCUCCUAAAUGCAAUUCAUUUUUUUCGAACACCA
Syzygium oleosum is the source of this 772-nucleotide messenger RNA. Its product is annotated as protein disulfide-isomerase LQY1, chloroplastic. The transcript has 4 exons. The record is from RefSeq and is a predicted model, not a curated record. Bases 71 to 574 code for a protein of 167 amino acids. Lineage: Eukaryota; Viridiplantae; Streptophyta; Magnoliopsida; Myrtales; Myrtaceae.